Dunckerocampus dactyliophorus (ringed pipefish) is the source of this 1250-nucleotide messenger RNA. Its product is annotated as non-histone chromosomal protein HMG-14A-like. Bases 127 to 408 code for a protein of 93 amino acids. Lineage: Eukaryota; Metazoa; Chordata; Actinopteri; Syngnathiformes; Syngnathidae. Gene Ontology annotation, molecular function: nucleosomal DNA binding. The transcript has 6 exons. The record is from RefSeq and is a predicted model, not a curated record. Gene Ontology annotation, biological process: chromatin organization. Gene Ontology annotation, cellular component: nucleus; chromatin.
CCACUCGCCUCGCUGUUUCAGUGUGUUUACUACACUGGCCAGCAUAGGGGGAGACACUCGUCUUCACAUGCACUGAGAACAACUGUUAUUUAGUUGUAUUUGCCUGAAAACCUCCAAGAGAUCAACAUGCCCAGGAGAAAGAGACAAGAAACAGAAGACGAGGAGCCCAAGAGGAGAUCAGCCCGGUUAUCGGCGAAACCGGCACCAGCUAAGGAGGAACCAAAGGUCAAGAAGGCAGCAAAGAAAGAAAAGGCUGUGAACGACAAGAAGGAGGACAAGAAGACCAAGAAGACAAAGGAGAACGCCGAGGCAGAGGCCAAUGAAGAAAACCACUCUGAGAACGGAGAGGCCAAGACCAACGAGGUGGAAGAAGCCCCCGAGGAGGCCAAGGAGGCCAAGUCAGAGUAGCACCACUGCCCCAGCGUCUCCCACCCCCCCCGGCCCCAACACAGCUCCUCCCCUUGAAGCUCCCCUCUCAAGUCUCUCACACGGUUUCCCUCCAAGGCGUAUUGUUAACAGAGGAAUAUUUUUAUCAAUGAUUUUAUAAGUAUCCGUACAGAUUUUUAGCACAAAAAGCAAAGCUGAUUAUGGAGCACCUUGCAGAUUUGCAGUGGUCAUAUCAAGUGUCUGCAAGCAAGAAAAACACACUAAAAUCUUUUUUAAAUGGCAUUUCGUGAUUGUUGAAGGCUUGUUUGGUGUAGAAAGUGUGUCCCCCGCCGCUCAACCACCCUCUGCUGGAUUGGCUUUGUCGUGACUUGUGUAGUUGUGUGUUUUUCCCUUCACUUCCUCUGCAGAUUUAGACCCUCCUCUCCAACGGUUCGGCCUACCUACCCAUGUUUUAUUAACGGUUCAGCCAUGUUAUAACGUGGCUGCUUCUUUUAGACCUUUUAAUGUGCAGUGACUUCCCUUUUUGCUUGUGUCUCAUGAUCUCAUUUUUUUGGUCCUCAUUGAAAAUGUGUUUUUGAAAAGAAUUAAGCGUGUUGUCUAUAAGAACGAGGAAGACGAACAUGUGAAACAUUCCUGGAACAGCAAUGCCUCCGACCUGUCUCCUAGACGACCCUGCGUUAUGAGAAAGAAGAGAAGAACACAGCUCCUGCUCCAUCCAUGCUGUCAUGUCAGCUUUUUUAAAAACUGUUAUUGUUUUUUUUAAACAAUUUGAAUUGGGAAUUCUCACAAACGCAGGUGUCCGGUCCCGCUCUUAUGUUCUGAAAUUCUCUUAAUAAAAACAAGUCCUGGGAAUUUUCCUCAAA